CCGAGGUUUCCGGUGCGCGGCUGCGGGCGGUGACGCCUAGCUGCUCCCGAGCUGCCGCCGCUUCUCCCUAGCGAAGCUGCAGGCCUGUGGAAACACAAUCAAGCCAUCCACGAGCUCGCUUGGCAGUCUUGUGCAAAGGACGCGCGGUAGCCCAACCUUCCAAAGCUUCCAUUCCUGCCAAGUCUUGCGAGAGGACUCGACUCCAGGAAGGCUUUCUGCCAGGCCCCGAGAUUUUCCCCCGUGGUCAAGGGUUACUUUUCUCCACGGAUGGCCGAGUUUAACCGGCAGAACUCAUUGCAGUGCAUUGGAUUUGAAUAACCGAAAUCCAGGACGUAGUCAUAGCCGUGACUUCACGAGCAAGAGGGUUUUAAGCUAUUCGAAACAUCAAUAGCUUCCGGGUGAUUCCGAGGAUUAAAGAGACGACAGCAUUUUGGAGCCAUCCCUGGGCCUGAAGAAUUCUUCGGUCUCUCUGGUGUGCCAAGUCAAGGUCUGCAGGUGGCUAUGUUAAUGUUGCUUGUCUUUGGAGUAUUGCUUCAUGAAGUCCCACUGAGUGGCCAAGAUGAGGUUUAUUCUGAGGCUGACCGUGUGCCAGGCAAGGCCCUGUAUGACUACUCCAGCCUCCGCCUCCCAGAGAAGCACAUUCCCUUCUUCUUGCACAAUAACAGGCAUAUUGCUUCUGUGUGCAGGGAGGAUUCCCAUUGUCCAUAUAAGAAACACCUAGAAAAUCUAAACUACUGCUGGGGUUAUGAGAAAUCCUGCAAACCAGAGUUCAGAUUUGGUUAUCCUGUUUGCAGCUAUGUCGACCUGGGAUGGACAGACACUCUGGAGUCAGCCGAGGACAUGUUCUGGAAGCAAGCUGACUUUGGUUACGCCCGAGAGCGGCUGGAGGAGAUGCGUGUGCUCUGCGAGCCAGAGAGACCCAGCGACUCAAGUCUGGUUUGCUCCCGUCACCUUCAGUAUUGUAGGGCUACCGGUCUAUACCUGGACUUAAGGAACAUCAAGAGAACCCACGACAGAUUCAAGGAAGAUUUUCUUCGGGAUGGUGAAGUUGGAGGACACUGUAAACUUGACAGUCGGGCACUGGCGUCUGAAGGUCAGCGCAAAAGCCCUCUGCAGUCUUGCUACCUACGCUCGGGAGUGCUGCAACUCGCUCCUCAGCCCCUAGUUCCUAAUGGAUCCCUUAAGAAUGUCAUCAUGAACUGGCCACUGGGCUUCACGACUGGGAUCCAGGUAUGGUGGACAGCGAGCCUCUUGGAUUUUGGCCCUCAGAGCGGAGAAAUAGAACUCGGGUUUUUAGAUCAGCUAAGGAUCACGCACAACUCGGACAUAUUCAUCGGCAUGCACGGAGCUGGCCUCACUCAUUUACUCUUCCUUCCAGACUGGGCUGCUGUAUUCGAGCUGUACAACUGUGAAGAUGAGCGUUGUUACUUAGACCUGGCCAGGCUCAGAGGUGUCUACUAUGUCACCUGGCGGAAGCCCAGCAAGGUGUUUCCUCAAGAUAAGGGGCACCAUCCAACUCUGGGGGAACACCCGAAGUUUACCAACUACUCUUUUGAUGUGGAAGAAUUCAUGUACCUUGUCCUUCAGGCUGCAGAGCACGUGCUGCGGCACCCGCAGUGGCCGUUUAAGAACAAACACGAUGAGCUGUAGAAAUGUCGAAGCCGUUUACAAGAGGGUGUUUUGAACACUCUCGCAUCUAGACUCCUAACUAAAGGAGCAAAACAACCUGUCGUACCCUACUGUAAGACGGAAUGUGACUUUUUACUUUUGAAUAUAGCUCAGGCUGGCCUUGAACUAAUGGUCCUCUUGCCUCUGCCUCCCGAGAGCUCAGAUCACAGGCGUGCGCCACCACGCCUAUCUACAAAAUUACUUUUUCUAUGUGAAAACAUGCCUUCGGGAUAUUCUGUCUCUUACGUCUUCCACGUGUUUAUUGUGUCAUUGCUAUUUGUCAAUAGCAACAGUAUUUUUUUGCACUGAGGAAAGGUUGCUACUUUUAUAGUUCAAAGAUGGGCAGGUGCCCAGUGGUGUAGCAGGGCUUUCCUGUUGGGAUACCAAAGUUGUCAACUUCAGUGGCUUUCGAGCUUAUAAGUGCAUUUGUUAACUCUAAUGUGUCCCACCCUGUUGUUUAUAUACUUGGAUAAACUCAGAACUGGUUUUGAAGUUGCCAUUGUAUGGAUGUAGGGCUUGGAGACAUGGCUCAGUUUAGACUACUGGCCUUUUCGUGUAUGGUGCUCUGGAUUCAGUCUCUAGCAACACGCACACACAUACACACACAGCAGCACAAGACUGCCAUUCUCAGGACCAAGCUAUAGGAGUGUGUUAUAGGCCAGUGUUUAAUCCGCUCCAGGUUAUCUGCAUGAAGGGCCUGAAAAAAACAUGCCGCUGUGUCAAUCUGUGUUCACCCUUCAAUCAUGUCCUCCCCAAAUGUAAUGGCAGUAAUUGAUAAGAACCCGUCAGAACACUCCACAGUACUGCCUCCCCCGACUUCUCAGCCAUGGAGAACAUUCAUGUUGAAAUGGCAUGAAGUCGUGGUUUGCAUCAGGCAAGUAUUUGUGAGCACAUACAGCUGUGUGCAUCCACCCCUGGCAGGGGAAAAUUAACCCUCGUUUUUGUAAAAACUAAGAGUAGCCACAUGAAGAAACAUGUUCUUUUUCUCUCCUUUUUAAGUAAGACCAUUAAAAACACAGUAGACCUGUGAAUUACCCAACCGAAAUGAAAAGCCCGGGAAAGUGGCCUUCUCCUGCCAGGGCCCUGCUUCUCGGCAGUCAGAAACUAUGGGUUUGGUUUACUGUAGAGUGUGACGUUUGCAUUGAGAGUAGUGACCCGCUAAGACAACGCUUCUGUUUGCUUGUUAAAAUUGUUUGCAAAGAACUGUAACCUUGGGAAUUGUUAACUGACGGGGAUGCUGCUUUUCUUUGUGCAGGGGUGACAGGGGGCAGGGGAGUUGGGGGUGCUGCGAGGGAAAGGAUUUGGAAGGAGCAUGUCAUCGGUGAGCCUGGUCAUCGAGGAUAAACAUCGGAAAGAGAGUGCCUCUGGAGAACGGAUUGAGUUAUCAGCCUCUUACCUCAUUCCAAGCAAAUGAGGUCCAAGCAAAUGCCCCAUGCUUCCACAGACUACCAAGGGUUCCAGAAACUGAGGACAAUUUCAUACUAAAACUAUAUUUGAGUAAUUUGCACUUUAUAUAUGCUUUAUAUGAAGAAGAAAGCCGUUUAAAAUUCUAAUUAUUGGGAUUAACUUUUAUCAGACCUUUUGUGGGAGCAGAUCUUCAAAUUAUUGUGAAAGUUAAGAUGUAGACAUGGCCCUUUUUAUUAACUCUAUGAGGACAUGCAUUUCACUAUACACUUCGGGAAUGACUUUGGAAUAAAGCUUUCUAUAUUUCUUUUAAAUAUCCAAACAUCUUCAGGGGUUUCUGUGUCUGAAUGUCACAUUCUUGCUUUAAAAAAAAAUCUGGUAGCUUGCACGUGAUUAAAAAAUUAAUUAUCUCACUGAUGAAAGAUUCAGUGUAAUCAGAAA
Messenger RNA from Psammomys obesus (fat sand rat), 3513 nucleotides. It is a transcript of the gene Eogt, whose product is annotated as EGF domain specific O-linked N-acetylglucosamine transferase. The record is from RefSeq and is a predicted model, not a curated record. Gene Ontology annotation, molecular function: protein N-acetylglucosaminyltransferase activity. The transcript is spliced from 14 exons. Bases 502 to 1650 code for a protein of 382 amino acids. NCBI's taxonomy places the organism in Eukaryota, Metazoa, Chordata, Mammalia, Rodentia, Muridae. Gene Ontology annotation, cellular component: endoplasmic reticulum lumen.